Messenger RNA from Peronospora matthiolae, 117 nucleotides. The record is from the annotation of a GenBank genome assembly. Lineage: Eukaryota; Oomycota; Peronosporomycetes; Peronosporales; Peronosporaceae.
AUGGACGCCAAGCAAACAGCUAUCAAGAUCAAUUACAAGGGCGAUGUGCACAGUCUACACGUAGACCUCACGUCGUUCUUGCUCAAGGCCCUGAAGGCGCUCUUUCCCGAGACGUAA